CGCCGAUCCGUGGCUCUGUGAUAGACUCGACUUCCUGCGCCGCUGCCGUCAAAACUUCGCAGGCGUCUCUGACGAUCACCGAACCGGAGUUGGGUCCGUGCUCCUGGGUCGGCUGCUGGGUGUGAUUGUCGCUGCGCCGGAGCUAUGUUUCGCAACCAGUAUGACAAUGAUGUCACCGUUUGGAGCCCUCAGGGCAGGAUUCAUCAGAUUGAAUAUGCAAUGGAAGCUGUUAAACAGGGUUCUGCCACAGUUGGUCUAAAGUCAAAAACACAUGCAGUGUUGGUUGCGUUGAAGAGGGCACAGUCAGAACUUGCAGCUCACCAGAAGAAAAUUCUCCAUGUUGAUAACCAUAUUGGUAUCUCGAUUGCGGGUCUGACUGCUGAUGCUCGACUGUUAUGUAAUUUUAUGCGCCAGGAGUGUUUGGAUUCCAGAUUUGUAUUUGACAGACCACUUCCUGUGUCUCGCCUUGUGUCUCUAAUUGGAAGCAAGACCCAGAUCCCAACACAGCGAUAUGGCCGGAGACCAUAUGGUGUUGGACUGCUUAUUGCUGGUUAUGAUGAUAUGGGCCCUCACAUUUUCCAAACUUGUCCGUCCGCCAACUAUUUUGACUGCAGAGCCAUGUCUAUUGGAGCCCGUUCUCAAUCAGCUCGUACUUACCUGGAGAGACAUAUGUCUGAAUUUAUGGAGUGCAAUUUGGAUGAGCUGGUUAAACAUGGUCUGCGUGCCUUAAGAGAAACACUCCCUGCAGAGCAGGACCUGACCACAAAGAAUGUUUCCAUUGGAAUUGUUGGUAAGGACUUGGAGUUUACAAUCUACGAUGAUGAUGAUGUGUCUCCUUUCCUGGAUGGUCUUGAAGAAAGACCACAGAGAAAAGCACAGCCUUCACAGGCUGCUGAUGAACCUGCAGAAAAAGCGGAUGAACCAAUGGAGCACUAAGUGAUAAAGCAUACAGGGCUAUGAGGACAGAGGGACAUACGCUGGUGCAGUAGUCUGCGCUCAAAACCAACAUCUGCAGAGCAUGGGGUGGGAGGUUUUAGGAAUCAGUCCAGAUGUGAGUUUUCUCCGAGCAGCUUCACAGAAACCAUAUAAUGGGUGCAUUUUCUUUGAAAGGGUCUACAUAAUCAUUUUCUAGAAAGUAUAGGUAUCUAUCCCAAUGUUUUUAUAUGAAGAAAAUAGUGUCUUUGCAGUUUUAAAGACAACUGUGAAAUAAAAUUGUUUCACCUCC
Molecule: messenger RNA, 1225 nt
Organism: Alexandromys fortis (reed vole)
Lineage: Eukaryota; Metazoa; Chordata; Mammalia; Rodentia; Cricetidae
Gene: Psma1
Product: proteasome 20S subunit alpha 1
Exons: 10
Coding region: 145-936 (263 amino acids)
Biological process (GO): ubiquitin-dependent protein catabolic process; proteasomal protein catabolic process
Cellular component (GO): nucleus; proteasome core complex, alpha-subunit complex; proteasome core complex
Source: RefSeq, a predicted model, not a curated record